Pteropus alecto (black flying fox) is the source of this 4799-nucleotide messenger RNA. It is a transcript of the gene WDR62, whose product is annotated as WD repeat domain 62. NCBI's taxonomy places the organism in Eukaryota, Metazoa, Chordata, Mammalia, Chiroptera, Pteropodidae. Gene Ontology annotation, molecular function: protein binding. The transcript has 32 exons. Gene Ontology annotation, biological process: regulation of mitotic cell cycle; neurogenesis; mitotic spindle organization. The record is from RefSeq and is a predicted model, not a curated record. Gene Ontology annotation, cellular component: mitotic spindle. The coding region runs from base 102 to 4733 and encodes 1543 amino acids.
CCACAUCCAAUGGGCAGUGGCGCCGGCUUUCCCGCGGCUGUUCGUUAUUCAAGUGGGUCGUGGCGGUGGUUGAGUAACGGUCGCCCGGCUCCGGCUCGACGAUGGCGACCUUGGGGCCCGGAGGCUACGCGCGGAACGAUGCAGUCGAGAAGCUGCCAUCCGUCAUGGCGGGGGUUCCAGCGCGGAGGGGCCAGUCCUCCCCGCCCCCCGCUCCAGCGCUCUGCCUCCGGCGACGGACCCGACUCCCCACGGCGCCAGAGGAUACGGUGCAGAACCGGGUGUCACUGGAGAAGGUGCUCGGCAUCACAGCCCAGAACAGCAGCGGCUUAACCUGUGACCCCAACACAGGCCAUGUGGCCUACCUAGCAGGCUGUGUGGUCGUGAUCUUGGAUCCCAAGGAAAACAAGCAACAGCACAUUUUUAACACUGCCAGGAAGUCUCUGAGCGCUCUGGCCUUCUCCCCUGAUGGGAAGUACAUAGUGACGGGGGAGAAUGGACACAGGCCUGCUGUACGCAUCUGGGACGUGGAUGAGAAAAGUCAGGUGGCGGAGAUGUUGGGCCACAAGUACGGCGUGGCCUGUGUGGCCUUUUCCCCCAAUAUGAAGCACAUCGUUUCCAUGGGCUACCAGCACGACAUGGUACUCAAUGUCUGGGACUGGAAGAAAGAUGUUGUGGUGGCCUCCAACAAGGUAUCAUGCAGAGUCAUCGCCCUCUCUUUCUCAGAGGACAGCAGCUAUUUUGUCACAGUUGGAAACCGGCACGUGAGGUUCUGGUUCUUGGAAGUCUCUACUGAAACAAAGGUGACAGGCACGGUGCCCCUCAUAGGGCGCUCAGGCAUCCUGGGUGAGCUGCACAACAAUGUCUUCUGUGGCGUGGCUUGUGGCCGGGGCCAGAUUGCAGGCAAUACCUUCUGUGUGUCCUACUCGGGCCUCCUCUGCCAGUUCAACGAGAAGAGGGUGCUGGAGAAGUGGAUCAACCUGAAGGUCUCCCUGUCUUCUUGCCUCUGUGUCAGCCAGGAGCUCAUCUUCUGUGGCUGCACAGAUGGGAUAGUUCGCAUCUUCCAGGCCCACAACCUGCAUUACCUUGCCAACCUGCCCAGGCCACACUACCUUGGUGUGGAUGUGGCCCAGGGCUUGGAGCCCAGCUUCCUCUUCUGCAGGAAGACAGAAGCAGUCUACCCCGAUACAGUGGCGCUGACCUUCGACCCCAUCCACCAGUGGCUGUCCUGUGUGUAUAGGGACCACAGCGUCUAUAUCUGGGAUGUCAAAGACAUCAACAAAGUAGGCAAGAUGUGGUCAGAGCUCUUCCACAGCUCCUACGUCUGGAACGUAGAGGUAUAUCCUGAGUUUGAAGAUCAGAGAGCUUGUCUGCCAUCAGGAUCUUUUCUGACUUGUUCUUCAGACAACACAAUCCGCUUCUGGAACAUGGAUAGCAGCCCUGACUCUCCCUGGCAGAAAAACAUCUUCAGUAAUACCCUACUGAAGGUAGUGUAUGUAGAGAAUGAUAUCCAGCACCUGCAGGACAUGUCACACCUCCCAGACCGGGGGAGUGAGAAUGGGACACCUAUGGAUGUGAAAGCUGGGGUACGAGUCAUGCAGGUCAGUCCUGAUGGCCAGCACUUGGCUUCAGGCGACCGAAGUGGAAAUCUGAGGAUCCAUGAGCUGCACUUCAUGGAUGAGGUGGUCAAGAUGGAGGCCCACGAUGCUGAGGUGCUAUGCCUGGAGUACUCCAAGCCUGAGACAGGGCUGACCUUGCUGGCCUCAGCCAGUCGAGACCGACUGAUCCAUGUGCUGAACGUGGAGAAGAACUACAACCUGGAGCAGACCUUGGAUGACCACUCCUCCUCCAUCACGGCCAUCAAGUUUGCGGGCAACAGAGACAUCCAGAUGAUCAGCUGUGGGGCCGACAAGAGCAUCUAUUUCCGCAGUGCCCAGCGGGCCUCAGAUGGGCUCCACUUUGUUCGUACCCACCAUGUGGCAGAGAAGACCACCUUGUAUGACAUGGACAUUGACAUCACCCAGAAGUACGUGGCUGUGGCCUGUCAGGACCGCAAUGUGAGAGUCUACAACACCGUGAAUGGGAAGCAGAAGAAAUGCUACAAGGGCUCCCAGGGUGACGAAGGGUCCCUGCUGAAGGUCCACGUGGACCCCUCGGGCACCUUCCUGGCCACAAGCUGCUCUGACAAAAGCAUCUCGGUGAUUGACUUUUACUCUGGCGAGUGCAUCGCCAAGAUGUUUGGCCAUUCUGAAAUCGUCACUGGCAUGAAGUUCACCUAUGAUUGUCGUCACUUGAUCACAGUAUCUGGAGACAGCUGUGUGUUCAUCUGGCACCUGGGCCCGGAGAUCACCAACUGCAUGAAGCAGCACUUGCUGGAAAUCAACCAUCGGGAGCAGCAGCAGCAGAAUACCAAAGACGGGAAGUGGAGCAGCCACCCCAGACAGGAGACAUAUGCAUCCAUGCCCAGUGAGAUUUGUUCCCUAAGCCCUGGAGAGCAGACAGAAGAUGAGUUGGAGGAAGAGUGUGAACCUGAAGAGUCGCUGAAGACACCAUCCAAAGAGAGCUUAGAUCCAGAUCCUCGAUGCCUGCUGACCAAUGGCAAGCUGCCACUGUGGGCAAAGCGGCUGCUAGGAGACGACGAUGUGGCAGAUGGCUCAGCCUUCUAUGCCAAACGCAGCUACCAGCCCCAUGGCCGCUGGGCAGAGCGGGCCAACCAGGAGCCCCUCAAGACCAUCCUGGAUGCCCGCAGCCUGCAUUGCUACUUUACCCCCAUGAAGGCUGACAGCCUGGAGGACUCUGUUAUAGAUACAGUGGAGCCGCAAAGCCUGGCAGGCCUGCUGAGUGAGUCAGAGAGUCCCCAGGAAGAUGGCCACAGGGAUCCCUCCUUCCUGCUGCCCCUACAGAGGGAGUCCUCUGAGGCCAGUGGGCUCAUCCUCUUCUCCUUGGAGGCAGAAGUGACAGCCCCAGGGAAAGACAGCAAGUACUUCGAGAAGGAGGUGGAGGGGGAGCCUGGAGACCAGCAAGGUGACUCCUACCUCAGAGUCUCCUCCAUCGGCUCGAAGGAUCAGAGCCCACCUGAGGAUUCAGGGGAGUCAGAGGUCGACCUGGAGUGCAGCUUCACUACUAUCCAUUCCUCCCCUCCACAGCUGGAACUAAAUGCUCAGUUUGACAUGACAUUGACCCCCACACCAGAACGCCCAGGAACCGCAGAGGAGUUGACCAGGCCUGAGGUGCCAGGCAUAUCUAAUGGCUCCCUGCCCCAGACCCCUGAGCAAGAGAAGUUCCUCCGCCAUCACUUUGAGACACUUACUGAUGCCCACCCUGAGGAGUUCUUCCACAGAUCCCUAAGAGAUGUGAAGGCCUCUGAGGAUGAGGACUUCUUUAAUCCACGGCUGAGCAUUUCAGCUCAGUUCCUCUCACGCCUCCAGAAGACAUCCAGGCUCACCCACACCUUCCCUCCUCGGCUGCCCCUGCACCUUGUGAAGUCCCCAGAGGUCAGACUCACAGACCUCGGGGGGAGCCAGCCCAGAGCGGAUCCCCUGAGAGCAGGUACUGGCUGCACCUCCCCAGGCAGGACCAAUGUCCUCUCUGGGGGGAAGGCUCAGGAGUCCCUUGACACCCCGGAGGCCUGGUGCCCACUGACUCCCUGCCUCACAGGCCUGGUGUCCUAUGUCCCCUCCUCUUCAGUUCUGCCCACAGACAGGAAGCCUUCGACACCCCCAGCUCUACCCACACCAGUUCUGGCUCCGAGUGUCCUCUCGCCCUCCACCUGCUCCUACAUGGAGCCCACUGCAAGCUCCCGUGCCAAGGUGUCACGCAGCAUCUCCCUUGAGAACAACGAAGAUCCCGUCCUGGCUGAGCUAACCAGGCCCGUCCACAGGCCGUCAUCCAUAGGGGACCUGGCGUCUCUGGGCCAGGAGCUCCAGGCCAUCACCACUACGGCAGCACCUGACAGUGAGGGCCAUGAGCCUGCCCUGCCCUCCCGGGGCAACCACGAGGCACGGACCAGCCUCAGACUGACCCUGUCAAGUGUCUAUGACAGGCUUUUGCUGCCCCCACCCCCACUGGAGCCAUCCAGUACUUGUGUCUGGUCCCAGGAACCUGUGGCCACCCAGCCUAAUGUUAUGGUCACAACAGCUAACUUCCCGGCUCCCAGUCCCGUGGAUGUGAGUUCUCUGAGGCUCCACAGCUCCACCUGUCUCCCAAGGCUCCUGGUCCCUGAGCCCCUCAACACCCAUCCCAGCAGCCCCCCACUUCCAGAGGCCAGGCCUGGGGUUUCUGGCAACAUCACUACCCUCUUGGAGCUCACUCCAGAUGCGCUCAGUCUGGUCCGGGACAACCCUGGACACUGGAGGGAGUCCAGGGUACCAGCCAGGGUCCUGUCCUCAGCUUCCCUUGAGCUGAGCAGUGUGAGGACCAUCGUGUACAGGCUGCAGACUGCCUUCCAAGAAGCCCUGGACCUUUACCACCUGAUGGUCUCCAGGGACCAGAUGAGCACCGAGCAGCGGCAGGCACAGACUGAGUUGGCCUCCACCUUCCUUUGGAUCCACAGCCAGUUAGAAGCCAACGACUGGCUGGUUGGGACCAAUGUGGCCCCAACCCAGGCCCUGCCCAGCCCAGGUCCCCCCUCCCCACCUACACUGUGCCCCCUGGCCAGCCCCGAUUUGCGUGCCCUGCUGGAACACUACUCAGAGCUGCUGGUGCAAGCUGUGCGGAGGAAGGCACGAGGAUACUGAGGGCCAGCAGCUCUGCUGUUUUCUGAUAAAGUAGAUAUUUUAAGCAAAUAAACUGACAACUUAGAA